AUGGCAAACUCCUCACUAUCAUCAUCAUGGAUGUUAAAGCUGAAGGGAUUAGAUGCGUAUCCUAAAACAAUUGAAGAAUUCAAAGUCCGUACUUUACAGGGAGGUCUCUUUUCUCUCUUCUCGUUUGCAUUGAUCUCGCUCCUUCUUGCUUCUGAAUUAAAGUAUUACUUUACAAUGCAUACCAUUGAUAAGAUGGGUGUGGAUGGUAAACGUAAUACAAUGGUAUCGAUUAAUUUUGACAUUGAAUUUCCCACAAUGCCUUGCUCUGUGGUUGCACUCGAGUCAUCGGAUAUGGCUGGCAAUGUACAGCAUAAUAUUGAGCAUAAUAUUGAAAAAACCGCAUUAAAUCGGGAUGGUGAACCAUUGGCAGAAGGAAUGCGUGAUGUGAUUGGAGGUGCUUUAACGAAUCAUACGGAUUUACAUGAAAAAACAGACAAGCCUACGUGUGGUAGUUGCUACUCUGCUGGGAACCCAGGAGAGUGCUGCAAUACGUGCGAUGAAGUGAUGAAGGCGUACGCGCGAAAGAGCUGGUUGAUGCCGAGUCUUCACACGAUUGCGCAGUGCCAAGAGUUUGAGAUUGAAAAGGUUCUUCGCGGGGAAGUGGACGAAGGGUGUCGAAUUCGAGGCUUUCUUGUCGUCUCCAAGGUUGCAGGCAAGCUGUACUUUGCUCCAUCCAAGUUCUUCCGCUCGGGAUACUUGUCAUCGCAGGAUCUGGUGGACGCUACUUUCAAGGUCUUUGACACGUCACACACUAUUCACUCGUUGUCUUUCGGCGAAGCGUAUCCAAAUAUGAAAAACCCGCUGGACAAUCGUCAGAAGGAGCUAUUAGACAAAUCGACUCGUGGCUCGUACCAGUACUUUUUACAGGUGGUACCAACAGAAUACACUUUUCUGUCAGCAAGUCGUAUCAUCACGAACCAGUUUUCUGCUACGGAACACUUCCACCAGCUUACGCCUGUGGGUGACAAGGGUCUGCCGAUGGUUUCGUUUCGUUACACAUUUUCGCCUAUCAUGUUCCGCAUUGAGCAAUACCGUGUGGGUUUUCUCCAAUUCCUCACAAGUGUUUGCGCUAUUGUGGGCGGCGUUUUCACAAUUCUUGGCAUUAUGGACUCGUUUACGUUUGGACUUUUGAGUAGAUCUAGCAACACUCCAUUGCUAUGA
Molecule: messenger RNA, 1161 nt
Organism: Peronospora belbahrii
Lineage: Eukaryota; Oomycota; Peronosporomycetes; Peronosporales; Peronosporaceae
Source: the annotation of a GenBank genome assembly